AAACGGAUCCAGAGGAACAAUUUGGCCAUGUCGUUGAGCACCGUGCCAUUUUGAAUUCGAACGCUUCCGGUGGGAUAUAUUCGUAGUUUGCGGGUAGCGGGAAGACAUAAGAACAUGUUGUUAACGUUUCUAGGGUUCCAUCUUUCGGGAGAACGAAUACAUUGAUCGUCAGGAGUUGCCAAUAGAACAAAUUCUACAAUGAGCCAUGUGGAAAUGUGCAAGAUAUUAAUGGGAAUAUAGCCAAAUCAAAUCCAUUGAAAAAAAGAAGAUCAUUGUCGGCCGCACCACCAGUUUUCAGGUGCAAAUUGUUUCGGAUGGGAGGAGAUUGACAGGGGACUGAAAACAACGUCGUUAUCUCAAACAAAGAGAUAUUCUUGACCACUUCUAUCAUCCCAGACUUGAAAAGCAUGAUCUCUCUCUUCCUUACAACAUACUGCUUGGGGAGUGAGGAGUGAGGGUGAGUAAAGUAACUUCUGCAAUCUGAUGGAAGAUAGGUACUCCAGAUACAAUUUGGCCACUUGAAUCAGAAAACAUCCAGUGGAGAAGGUCCAGGUGCAUCUUCAAUGAGUUGUGGUAAUGUGUCAACUGAUUGCCAGAGUAACCAUGGAACAAAAAAUAUGGCUUCCCAUCAUGAGAAUGCCAGCAGCUUGAAUGAGGGAAGCAUAGCAGCAAAGAAGAAAAGAGAAUCAAGACUUAAGGGUGGAGGACUGCGCCAGUUCAGUAAUAUUGUUUGUCAGAAGUUGGAGAGCAAGGUUAGAACAACAUAUAAUGAGGUCGCAGAUGAAAUCGUUGCAGAGUUUUCCGGAGCACGUGAUGAUGCAGCAGCAUCUUCAGAGUCUGAUGAGAAGAACAUAAGACGACGGGUGUAUGAUGCAUUAAAUGUUCUUCUGGCACUGGAUAUUAUUGCCGGAGACAAAAAGGAAAUCCAUUGGAAGGGACUACCAAAUACACAUAUAAAGGAUUUGGAAGAGAUUAAGGCAUUGCGACUUAGGCUGGUGAAAAAGAUUGGAAAGAAAGUGGCCUAUUUGAAAGGUCUAGAAGAAAAGAUUGUAGGUCUCCAAGAUUUGCUGACGCGCAAUUGUCGGUUACUCAAGUGUGGAAGUGCAUCUCCAGAAGGAUUUUCUUUGCCAUUUAUUCUGGUUCAGACAAGCCCUCAUGCUACUGUUGAGAUAGAGAUUUCUGAAGACAUGCAAUUGGUUCACUUUGACUUCAAUAGUACACCUUUCUCAUUGCAUGAUGAUGCUUAUAUUCUGGAGUUAAUGAGAUACAACCAACAGCCAGAAAGUACAGAUGCUUCUCAAAGUUUUUCUGCUCACUCGUCUUCAAGCUCAGUCACACCUCGAGGCACCAAACCAUUUCAUUGGAACUCUGAAACACAUCUCAAAUGAAUUUAUUAUACCUGAAAUAUAAGUACAUUUGCUGUCCAAAAGAAAAAAGGGAAUCUACCAAUGUGUAUAUAUUCCUAAUUGUUUAAAAUGUUUUGGAGAUUUCAGCAUCAGUCAGCGUUAAAACGUUGGUGAUCAUUGUAAGAUUAGUCUUGAGUUCCACACUUAUGGGGUAGAGAUGAGAAUUUUGAGUUUGAGAUAAAAUUUUAAAAUAUUAUUUUUUUUGUAUUGUUAUUGUUUUGAGAUUUGAAAAAGUUGAAUUGUUUAUUA
Carya illinoinensis is the source of this 1655-nucleotide messenger RNA. RefSeq names its product transcription factor-like protein DPA. The record is from RefSeq and is a predicted model, not a curated record. Gene Ontology annotation, biological process: regulation of cell cycle; regulation of transcription by RNA polymerase II. Gene Ontology annotation, cellular component: transcription regulator complex; nucleus. The transcript has 11 exons. Lineage: Eukaryota; Viridiplantae; Streptophyta; Magnoliopsida; Fagales; Juglandaceae. Gene Ontology annotation, molecular function: RNA polymerase II transcription regulatory region sequence-specific DNA binding; DNA-binding transcription factor activity, RNA polymerase II-specific. Bases 564 to 1388 code for a protein of 274 amino acids.